Molecule: messenger RNA, 1686 nt
Organism: Trichophyton rubrum CBS 118892
Lineage: Eukaryota; Fungi; Ascomycota; Eurotiomycetes; Onygenales; Arthrodermataceae
Exons: 1
Coding region: 409-1686 (425 amino acids)
Source: RefSeq, a predicted model, not a curated record
UCUAGGCCGAAGCAUCACUAAUCUGGAGACAAAGGGGCUAGCUACCAUUUCUUUUCGCUCUACUUCUUUUUCUACAGAGACGUUGAAAUACGAGAGUGGAUAGCCUGUCGUUCAUUGUGUAGAGCGUUGUUUUUAGCUAGGUGGUUAGUUAUAGAGGCUUUUUUUUUUUUAUUUUGUCUCACUAGUUAAGGGGUGGAUGAGUGUUAACCAAAGUAGCUCCUUCACCGGCCAGUGAGCCUCGCCUUCUCGUUAUACGGGGCCUCACGGCGGCGGGAGGACAAGAUGCAGAGGGCGGUGGUGCCCUAGGAAGCCGGUUUAAGAGGAAGUGCAGAAAACUGGAGCGAAGAGCCGGGUCGAUUUUGUGCCAUUCGUAUGAGUAUAUUAUUAUAACCGUUCGCGGCCAGAGAGAUGGCCGACACAUCCCCACGUCUUCUCCCGCUAGAUGAAGAUAAAGAGCCAGUGGCCUUGCAGCCCUCUGCAGCAAGCGGAGACGCCGGCAGGAAGCCGACAUCAUCUCCACCAGACCCCAAACUCUCCCCGAUAGCCAAGCGCGCAUGGAGCCUGGUAAGCGAGGCCGUGCAGCGGCGAGACACUCUUAACGAAGAUGCCCGAGAGCGGUACCUUAGCGCAGAGGCAGCAGGCGUCGGCAAGCAGCAGCUAUGCCAAUAUCAAGACGAGGAGUUCAGGCUGCGAUUCAUGUGGUCGACCCUUAUUGACAGCUUUCGGAUGCACUGUAAUCUUGAGCCGAGCUUGAGACCAUUAGAAUAUGAACUGGCCAGAAAAGUCGCAGAAAAGAUCCUGUUGUUCCGAAAACGGUCGUUUUAUAAUCGAUAUUCCAUGAUCUUUGAGCGCAUAAAUGGCAGAGGCACGCUGGGAUACCAGUCGAUACCAGACCCGUACGACAAUGACCUGGCUGAUUAUUGGAGGCCGGCGUAUAUGGCCAUUCUCAAGGAAAGGCAGUAUCGCGAAAUUCCAGCCAGAUUCGCCCAAAUUCUGCCCUCGACUCUUUUCCAGAUGGCGUGUGACCACCUAGGUAUAAAUCCAAAGAGAUGUUUUGACGAGAUACGAGAUUUUGUCCGACAGGGACGGUUUUCUUCGGAUAUUCUGUCUCUAGUUAAGAGGAAACAGCUUGACCUUCUCUGGAGACAGAUCACAGUCGAUAUCAGGGAAUUUCCAUUCAUCUUCUAUCCGCACGAAAUCGAACAUACCAAAAGGCUCAUGAUCGCUAACACCCUAUCCAGGAUACUAAGCAGAUGGUGUAACUACACCUCCCCCGUCGACUACAAGGAGACUCGCCAGUACCAUGAGGACGCCAGUAUGUUGAACGCCACGGAUGGCGUAGGAGGUAUGGCGGCUAGGAAACGUAUAGCCGAAAGCAUUGCCAAAUCGAUAUCUGCUAGUGAUCUCAAAGAUCGACGAAAGCUUUUCGCAGACCUUUUGUCCAAAGAGCUCGUCAUUGUUAAAGCAGCUUUAAACACAGCGAAGUUCGAGGCAGGUUGGAUGCAGAAGAGUGCCGAGGGUUGUACACUCCUGACUGUCGAACUGAAAAUGAUGCUCGACCUCAUCUACGGCGAUGAGAGAGUCGAGAUAUCACAGUUUAGUAUGUAUGGAGAGCAAAGCUUCCCACUGGUCGACUGCGUUGGUGGGACUCCUGCCCAUUGGAAACAGGAGAGGUAUAAGUUGUAA